UGUCAAUUCCAGAAAGAUGGGGACUGAUAAUGACACUUCCACUAUGGCUGCAUCCCCUGGGCUGAAUCGCGUUAUCAACCACAUCCGCACACUCUCCCUGAUCAUCUACUGCAUCAUUUUUGUAGUUGGGACUCUGGGCAAUGGUCUGGUUAUCUAUGUGACGGGCUUCAGGAUGAAGAAGACCGUGAACUCAGUGUGGUUUCUCAACUUGGCUCUGGCUGACUUCCUCUUUACGGCCUUCCUGAUUUUCUCAAUCAUUUCUCAGUUACAGUCAGGCAGCUGGCCAUUUGGAGGUUUCAUGUGCAAGCUCAACACCUUUGUGAGUGUAGUCAACAUGUUUGCCAGCGUCUUUCUUCUGGCCGCUAUAAGUCUUGAUCGUUGCUUCUCCAUCUGGAUGGUGGUGUGGGCACAAAACAAGCGCACCGUCUGCAAAGCUCAGCUAAUAAGUGCUGGCAUCUGGGUGGUUGCCGCGGCCUGCAGCGCGCCUUAUACCACUACUCGCACCAUUAAUGAGAAAAACGACAAGUGUGGUUACCAUCACAGUGAGCAUAUCUGGAGCAUGUACCUUUUUCGCUUUUUUGUGGGUUUUCUCAUUCCAUUCCUGGCAAUACUUGUCUCUUAUGUUGCCAUAGCCAUCCGUGCAAGGAACCUGCAUACGACAAAGAAACAUAGAUCUCUGCGAAUCAUUUUCGCCAUCGUUUUUGCAUUCUUCAUCUGCUGGUUGCCUUUGCAUGUUAUUUACUUAAUAGAAUUACAAACUUCUAGUAACCCAGCUCUCACAAGCGUUGUUCAAGUCGGAGGUUCUUUGGCUGUGAGUCUGGCCUUUACGAACAGCUGCCUGAAUCCCAUCCUCUACGUUUUCAUGUGCGCUGAAUUCCAGAAGAAGUUCAAGCAAUCCAUAUGUUUUGUGCUAGAGAGUGCCCUGGCAGAGGACCACCUGUCACUGAUCGCCACCCGCUCCCUGUCGUCACACUUUUCACGAAUGUCCAGAAAGUCGGACUCAUCUGCACCUAUGGAGAGGAGAGACACAGCCAAAACCUUGAUCUUCACAGAGGGCAAAGCUGAUGAGGCAGGAAGCACUGAUUAACAUCACCACAUUCAAUGUGCAUCGAAAGUGAUCCACAACUUGAUGAAGAGAUUGCUACGGUUGAACAAGACCUUUAUCUCAAAGUGAUUCAUCUGUAAAAAACAGAUUAAAUGAUUAUUUUUCUCUGUUGUGUGAACAUGUUUUUUG
This is a messenger RNA of Mugil cephalus (flathead mullet), 1234 nucleotides long. Its product is annotated as C3a anaphylatoxin chemotactic receptor-like. Gene Ontology annotation, cellular component: plasma membrane. The record is from RefSeq and is a predicted model, not a curated record. NCBI's taxonomy places the organism in Eukaryota, Metazoa, Chordata, Actinopteri, Mugiliformes, Mugilidae. Gene Ontology annotation, molecular function: G protein-coupled receptor activity; complement receptor activity. Gene Ontology annotation, biological process: complement receptor mediated signaling pathway; phospholipase C-activating G protein-coupled receptor signaling pathway; inflammatory response.